Molecule: messenger RNA, 656 nt
Organism: Diuraphis noxia (Russian wheat aphid)
Lineage: Eukaryota; Metazoa; Arthropoda; Insecta; Hemiptera; Aphididae
Source: RefSeq, a predicted model, not a curated record
CAAAUAGAAAUAUCAAGAAUUAAAAUGAUUGAAAAUGAAAACUCUCGUCUUCACCAAGCAAUAGAUAAAUCAAAUCGUGUUCGUAAGGAAUUAGAAGUCGCAUUAGAAUCAUGUCACGAAGUUGUUUAUAAAUAUCAAACGGAGGUGGAAGUCGCCCGAUAUAAAGUUAAAGAAGCGUUAGAAAUGGUUGAAAAAACCUAUUCGGAAAAAGAUGAACUCGUGACUGACWUAGAAAAAUCAAAUGAAAAAAUUGUCAAAUUAGAAAAUGAGCUCACAAAUAUAAUACAAGAAGCGGGUACAAAAGUUAGUUUCGAAGUGGAGAAGGUGAAAACCAUGUAUAAAGAUAAAUUACGAGAAGCUAAUGCCAAAAUUGAAGUUCUACAUACAGAAAAACAGAUCAUGGUUAAUAAAACCCAACAGAUAACAAGAGAGUAUGAAACUUUACAUAAGAAAUAUACAUCUAUCAGUCAAAAGUGUGAAAAUGAACCAAAUGUAUGCACAAAGAAAGUGACAAUGCUUGCCCAACAAAUCAAAGAGUAUGAAGUCACGUUCAACAAUUUAAUGGUAGAUGUCGAAGUCCUAAAAGAAACAAAUAGGAAACUUCAAGAGAGGUGUGUAUAARAAUKGUAUAAAACAUAAUAUGUCCAAAAAAUGUA